AAAGGUAAUGUUAUUGUUUUAUUCAUUACUAUUUUACAGCGUAUUUUUAUUCUACCGUAGUAACAACUGAAAACUCGUUUGUAGGUUAGAGUAGUGCGAUAUAAUAUGCAGAACAACCCCCAGGAGCUUUCAUGGCAGGCGAUCCAGGCUAUCGUGGGGGUUAAACUACCUCCGAAUGUGUUACGAUUCGACGAUAUUGGGUUCCAUUUAGUCAAUAAUUCGGUUUCUAGUGCCGAAGAUUCGGACUCGGAUGUGGAAAUCGUUGAAAAUGAAUGGGAAUCGGACAAUAACAUUUCAUCCAAGCCUGAAAACUCUGAUAAUGAAAAAACAUCGCCCGACAGAGAACAAAGCGAGUCUCCCGUUCUUCAUCUCGUUGAGCCCGAUAACAACAAUUCGGAUAAAGUUUCGUUAGAUUACAGAGACUAUUUAGUGAAAAUGGAUACCAAAGAUAACUCAGAUAUAGACCAAAUGAUACAAGGACAAAUUGAUGACACGGAUAGUUCGAACGGGAAUGUAUUGUCGAUUGAGAACUACCUAGAGGUAACUCUGUCGACAGACUCAGAGGCUAGUCACACUUGUAGUCGGUGUAAUCAAAUGUUCCCCAGUGAGCAGUUGCUCUCCGCCCACGAGUGUAGCGCAAAACCCACCGAAGAGAAGAAAUACCCAUGUCACAUGUGUUCGGAAAAGUUUCCAAGUUAUUGGGAGCUAAGAAAGCAUAUAAACAGUCACUUUCCAGGAAUGUUAGACUCGAAAUCUAGCUUCUGUCAUCUUUGCCAAAAGGAUUACACAAAGACGGGCUUCAUGAAUCAUCUCCGGAAGCAUACAGGGGAGAGGCCAUUUGUUUGUGAACUCUGCCACAAAGCAUUCUCACAGUCGAGUUCUCUUUCCAUUCAUAUGAAGUUUCAUCUGAAUGUACGUAAACAUGCUUGCACCGUUUGUGAGAAGAAGUUUGUAACAAAGAGUGAACUCUCACGUCACAUGACUGUGCAUACAAAACAGAAGUCCUACUAUUGUGGGGUGUGCGAUAAGGCUUUCACUCGCUCCGACAACAUGAAAAAGCAUGAAAAAACACAUGGUUGACAGUUGAUGCUUAAUUUCUUGUCUCAUGUUAAUUGUAUCACAUCCUGCAAACUUCUGCAUUUAUGACAUAAAAUAACAAAGUUGUGUCUCCAUCUUCAAAUGUAUUACUCAUAAUGUUGGAUAUGAUACUAUUAUCAUUGUGCUGUUGUUUCCGAUUCUCUAAUUGCCAAAAAAAUUUAGUCAUAUGAUUUCUAAUGAAAAGAUUUUCAUUGUUUUAUGCCAAAUUUAAAAGUUUGAUUGCCUAGUUUAUAUUUUAGUCAUAUUAUGGUGUGUUAUGUGAGUUUACUCAAGGUGUGUCGCUGUAGUUGCUUUUAAAUUAAGGAUUUUAUUUAUGCUAUACAUAAAACUAUGUUUGGAAUACAUAUAUGUAAUGUUAGUGAUUGCCUUUUGAGGUGCUUUAGUAUAGUCACACAUAUCUCAACCCAAAGUUGCCUUUUAGAUAUGAUAAAGUGAUAUAUUUCUUGGAAUUAGGUCAAAAUGCCCAAAGUUUCCAAUAGCUGUAGUCCAGUAUUUGUUUGAGAUAAAAAAAUGGGGCCUUUGAACUUUAAACACUAAAGCAAAUAAUUGUUCCUGCUUUCUCUAAAGAGCUUUAAUAUAAAUGUAUAUUUUUGUACUUUGUAUACAUUGAGAUGAUGCCAAAUGAAGUGUCCUUUUGCCAAACAUUAGAUAAGUAAUAAAAAUGACUUUAAAACUGUUGUAACCAAAGCAAUAAUAAUUUCUUAUGUGCCUAACUAUAUUUUGUAACAAAUACCAAAUAAUUUCUUAGACUUUAUAAAUUGUAGACCUAGUUAUACCAAAUUGGAUCUAUAGUCAAUACUUUUAUGUGUUUAUUUUAAUUAUUAUUUAAUUAGCAAUGUAUUUUAGCACCAAAAUUAUUCCCUGUGUAAUGGUCUCAGAUGAGAAUUUAGUUAAGCCAUUUCGAACAACUAGUAACAAUUAAGCAUAGUUAAGUUAUUGUAAAAUCAGUGUUGUCCAAUUUAAUGAACAAAACAUCACAAAUAUUUUAUUAGUCACAAACUUGUAAUAUGUAGGAGAAAUGUAGUUAUAAUAAAUGACAAAGUCAAAUAUUUACUUUCAGUUUUACAUAAUGUUUAAAUAUUGCUCGCUCUUAUGAAA
Molecule: messenger RNA, 2196 nt
Organism: Papilio xuthus (Asian swallowtail)
Lineage: Eukaryota; Metazoa; Arthropoda; Insecta; Lepidoptera; Papilionidae
Product: zinc finger protein 596-like
Exons: 1
Coding region: 106-1080 (324 amino acids)
Biological process (GO): regulation of transcription by RNA polymerase II
Molecular function (GO): RNA polymerase II cis-regulatory region sequence-specific DNA binding; DNA-binding transcription factor activity, RNA polymerase II-specific
Source: RefSeq, a predicted model, not a curated record